Molecule: messenger RNA, 3408 nt
Organism: Xiphophorus couchianus (Monterrey platyfish)
Lineage: Eukaryota; Metazoa; Chordata; Actinopteri; Cyprinodontiformes; Poeciliidae
Gene: acvr1l
Product: activin A receptor, type 1 like
Exons: 10
Coding region: 170-1675 (501 amino acids)
Biological process (GO): heart development; cellular response to growth factor stimulus; transforming growth factor beta receptor signaling pathway
Cellular component (GO): plasma membrane; BMP receptor complex
Molecular function (GO): ATP binding; transmembrane receptor protein serine/threonine kinase activity
Source: RefSeq, a predicted model, not a curated record
GUUUUGGUGACGUCAGGAGACGAGACCAGCCAGUGGGUGGGCUGCAGCCCUGCUUCAGGACUGUUUCACGCUGCAGAUGGCGUCGCUGUGAAUAUUUGAGCCUCGUUAUGUGGACUCGCUGGGCUCCCAGAAUGAGUUAGAGGGCGCACCUCCGCCAGCAUAGGGAAAGAUGGGUCUUGGCAGCUUCCACGUCCUUCUGCUGCUCCUCCUGCCGGCUCUACAGGCAUCAGCUGAGGACUCAGAAGGACACCUGAUGUGUCUUUGCGAAGGCUCCAAAUGUCCUCAGACCCCAGAGUGUCGAGGCACCCGGUGCUUCUCCUCGAUUAAAGUGAGCGGCGGCGAGGUGUUGCUGGAGCAUGGCUGUUUUAAAGAGCGACUGCAGUGCUUCACGGCGCCGUCCUUCCAUCAAGCCGUCCACUGCUGCUCCAAGCACAUGUGCAACGGAAACACCACAAGGAGCUUCCUGAUGUCGCUUCUUAUAUCAGCCCCUGAAGGGGAACCGGUUCGGUACCGGGUGGAGACGUUGGCUCUCUUUGUGCUCGCCCCAGUGGUGGUUCUGGUCCUGCUGUCUGUGGUGUCGGUUCUGGCCUGCAGGAGGCUCCACCGUGGCCGCCUCCAGAGACUGCAAGAGUUUGACACUGAGCAGGGAGAUGGUCUCAUCACCUCCAAUGUGGGAGACAGCACUUUAGCUGAUCUUUUGGAUCACUCGUGCACUUCAGGCAGUGGUUCAGGUCUUCCCUUCCUCGUCCAGAGAACUGUAGCCAGGCAGAUCAGCCUGGUGGAGUGUGUUGGUAAGGGGCGAUAUGGAGAGGUGUGGCGCGGUCAGUGGCAAGGGGAGAACGUUGCCGUGAAAAUCUUUUCCUCCAGAGACGAAAAGUCUUGGUUCAGGGAGACGGAGAUCUACAACACUGUGAUGCUAAGGCAUGAGAACAUUCUUGGAUUUAUGGCGUCCGACAUGACUUCUCGAAACUCCAGCACUCAGCUGUGGCUCAUCACUCAAUACCAUGAAAACGGCUCGCUGUACGACUACCUGCAGCGAGUUGCGGUGGAGACGUCGGAGGGCUUGGCGAUGGCGGCGUCGAUCGCCAACGGCCUAGUUCACCUGCACACCGAGAUCUUUGGCACGGAGGGAAAACCCGCCAUUGCACACCGAGACCUGAAGAGCAAAAACAUUCUGGUGACUAAGGAACUGCGCUGCUGCAUUGCAGACCUUGGGCUGGCUGUGACACACACUCAGGCUGACAACCUGCUGGAUGUGGGCAACAAUCCCAAGGUUGGCACCAAACGCUAUAUGGCACCUGAAGUGCUGGAUGAAACCAUUCAGACCGACUGCUUCGACGCCUACAAGAGGGUUGACAUAUGGGCCUUCGGACUGGUGCUGUGGGAGAUAGCGCGGCGCACGUACAGCAACGGUAUCGUCGAAGAGUACAGACCUCCCUUUUACGAUCAGGUGCCAAACGACCCCAGCUUUGAGGACAUGAGGAAAGUGGUGUGUGUGGAGCAGCAGAGGCCUUUCAUUCCUAAUCGCUGGUUUUCAGAUCCGACACUCUCUGCUCUGGUUAAGCUGAUGAAGGAGUGUUGGUACCAGAACCCCUCUGCCAGACUCACAGCGCUGCGCAUCAAGAAGACCCUUGACAAGAUCCACAGCUCCCUGGAGAAGGGCAAGGACUCAUGAGACGGAAGCGCCUGUGUGAUGUCAGAGGCUUGACUUCGACAUGAGCUUGGAGUUUGUUGAAACAAGAGGCAAUCUGAAGGAUGGAGAUGGACAGGAAAGCUUCUAUCCUUCUCUUGCUCUUCCUUUCUCUGUUGUUGCCUUCCACCAACAUCCCUCUGUUUGACUUGAAGACAUUUGGAGCCGUCGCAUUUGAACAAACCAGCCGUAGCCGUGCGAGUUACCGCCGCAGACUGUUACAGAGUGUGAAGGGUUGGCAUAUUAUAGUACCCAAUCAUACCGCUUCAAUGCACAGUUUACACGGCUCUGGGUCUGGCCUUUCUACACACAAAACACUACAUGCUGAGUCCAAUAUCUGAUCUCCAGCCAAGCAUUUUCUCUGGCAUGCGUUUGUGGCAUUCUGCUGAGAGACAAUCAGAUUUUACUUCACUCACUCGGCGUGAUUUGAACAAGCCAACGAAUACUCAACAUGUUCACUUACUAAAGGAGAAGAGCCAAUAGAAUCAAAACUUUUUAGUCCGUUUUAAAAAUAAUAUUUAUGUAUUGAACCUCCACUGUUACCACACUACUGAGGAUUUAUGUAAGACUGGUGUAUGAUGAUGAUGAUGUGUGCAAGUGAUUGUGAACAUAUAUAGGCAUUAACGCUAUUGGACUGUAACUAUUGUCACUACCAAGUAGGAAAUAAUUUGAGAAAUGCAGAACGUUUAACUUUUUGAUAUUGAGAAAUGAGAUGAAACAGGAUGUGGGUGAGUAUAAAGAGAGGAGAACACUAUGUUGUUUGUGAAGUUUGAAUUACAUUCUCAAUUGGGAAGAAUAUUAUAUUAAUUUGGGGCUUUUAAUUGUUUGUUUUAAUUGUUCUGUGAUGGAAUGAAUAGACAACAUACUUCACUGAUUAUUAAAGACAAGAAUUAGGUGCAGAAGUUUAAACUUACGCAACAUUUUACCAGGAGCAGGAUUCCAAUGAAUACAUAUAUGCACAGUACUUUGCAGCAUUUUGUAGUUUAUAGUCGGUUUACUGGGCGUUUCAAAUGGUCAGUGAAACCAAACACACACCAAGACUGGUUUUAGAUUGGAUGAAGCAGGCUAACAGUUAGCUCCUUAAUUAUAUAAAACAUUUUUGAAUAAUGCUUAAAAUCCAGGUCCACACGGAAACUCAACCAAUUUAAAUAAACUCAAAUAUUUUUCACAAGAAGGGCAGUCAAAUGUGCAACUCUUAAUUUCUGCUUUAACUUGGCAUACGGAUUUAGAAAACUUGUGAAGGUGUAAUUAUCUAAAAAAACCGUUUUCCACAAACAUUAAGAUGUAUAUGUUGAGUAAAAAAAAAUGCCAUUUAUAAUAUUUGUCAGUGUCACUAUAGGGACUUGUGAAUGAAUGAAUAAAAGAGUUCAUAGCAAACAGACUUCAGAUUAAGUUCAUAAUCUAGUUUCCUGAAAAAAAAAAAUCCAUGUAAGGUUUUAUUUUUUUUAAAUAAAGCUUCUAGCUGAUGCCUGUUGUAUUAGAAGUUAGAUAUUUUAGUUGUAGUUUUUUAAUGCCUUGACCACCUUGCCAUGUUUAAAAGCUUUUUAUGCUGCAUUAAACAUAUUACAGGCACAUUGUGACUGAAUUACCUCCCAAAUCAGUGGCACAGGACAUAUUGAUAGUGUGAUAACAAUUACAUAUCUUGUAUAUGUAUAUCUGUAUGUAUACUUUUGAACCAUGUGUUGAUUGCAGAAAACUAAAGCCAAAUUGGUGCUCCA